Molecule: messenger RNA, 933 nt
Organism: Scutellospora calospora
Lineage: Eukaryota; Fungi; Glomeromycota; Glomeromycetes; Diversisporales; Gigasporaceae
Source: the annotation of a GenBank genome assembly
AUGUGUGAAGUUAGCGUACAGGUUAAUCAGGAAACCCAUGAGAUAGAAGAUCUUAAAAAACAAUUAGAUUAUACAUAUGACUAUGUGAUAGAAAGUUGGGAACGUGUUCAAGAACUAAGUCAAUCAAAAUGGUGUAAAAAAUGCAAUACAACUAACAUUGAUAAUAAGAAACGUACAUGCCCUAACUAUAAUGAGAAAUUAGAUACAUUAGCUGCUUUACAAGCAGAAUCUGCUAAUGAAUUUGCACAACUUAAUAACAUAGCCUUUCAAUCCAAACCUCUCAUAAUAAAGUCCCAUUCUUAUACUCACGAACAAAAAAGCUCUCAUUUCAAAUGUAUUAGUAUUACCCAACGAUCAGAACCUGAUGACGAUGUUAUUGUUCCAGAAAUAUAUGUGCCGGAUCCAUUAGAAUUUAAUCCUAACUCAAUAAAUAAUGAUACAGGACUGAAAACCAACUUGGGUAUUUUAAAAAAUGCACCGAUCAUCACAAAUCGUUAUCAUCAUCAACAUCAAGAUCUUGAUGCUAUUCUUGAAGAAGUUAAUAAAUCUUUAAAAGCCUUGAUUCCACCCAUACCUUCACAAAAGCAUUGGAAAAUUGCUGCAAGAAACUGUACAAAAUUUAUAAAGUUGCGUCAUAUAUUAUUUAAUAUGAUUAGGUAUACUGACAAUGAAUCAUUAGGAGGCAAUGAUCACACAUUUAAGAGCCUUGGAGAUGAGCAUCUACUUAGCGAGAAGCUAAAAAAUUUUACUGAUUUAGCAUAUGAAAGACGAAUUAAAUUUAUUGACGAAACUUUCAAAGAAAAUAGGCCAAAUUAUUCGCUGCGACCAAUACCUGUUACUGCUCAAGAGGAAGCAGCUACUAGGGAUGAAGCAAAUAUAGAUCUUCAUAAUGAGCAAGAUGAACCUAAAGAUGAAAUAGAACUCGAAAAUUAA